UUAUUAUUUAAUAUAUAUAGAACUGUGCUUCCAUGAGAGACAAGAACUGAACUCUUAUCCUUUUUUCUGUAAAUAAUUCAUUCUCUUCUUCAGUGUAAUUUCUGAAACUAGAAUCUGUAUCUUCUUUUAACUUCCUUGAGAAUCCCUAUAUCUUCUUUUCAGCUUUUUCAUCUCACUUCUUUAAACACAACCCUUUAAAGUCACCUAACACCUUUGCAAUUUGCUCUUAUUUUUAUUUUAGAUUCAAAAUAACAGCCGACCUCCAUGGAUGAUUAUAAUUGCAAGAGAAGUGGGCAGAUUCCAGCAUUUGGAGACUGGGAUCAUGCAAAUGAACUGCCCAUAACUCAGUACUUUGAAUCUGCUCGAGAAGCUGGUUUGAUUCGUUUCAGCUCUUCAACAGCAAAACCCAAACCUUAUCUUACUGAUGAUUUGAAAACCAAACAUCCUCGUGAUCAUGUUCCAGUUAGAAAGCAGGUAAGUAGAGUGAGAGAAAAGAGAGAAGGCAGCGGCGGAGGAGGACCGCUCGUUACGGAGGAAAAGAAGGCAGGGAGAGUUGGUGGCGUGACUGACCCGCCAAGGAAACUCCACUAUCAAUAUCAUCAUCGACAUCCCCACCACCAUGUGCCUAACAAUAUUAAUGAUUGCAGUAAGCAGCAUGGAAACGAUGUCGUUCCUCAUAAAAGAUUGCCUGUUGAUGAAGAUCUCUACAAAAUUACCCCUGAAAUCCUCCAUUCUUCCAAGCCUCGAUUGGCUCUGAAUACCACCUGUUACGAACAAGGCCGUUGGCUGGACAAGGUGUUCGAUAAGUAAUUGAUCGUUGCUAAGGGAAAUGAGAAACCUGGACUAAGUUGGGCAGAGUUAGAUUCGAAAUUGGCUGAGGACAGUUCGAUUCGGGAUUGCGACCCACUAACCAACAAAGAGUUAGGAACCGACAAUAUUAAGGGAUAGUUAACAAUCGGAUUGACGCCACAAACAGUGUUGAUAAGUCAACUCGAAUUUGUAAAAGAAAGAAGAGUGAAAACUCUUUAAUAAUCUCACUUAGAUAAAAAUUCAUUAACCUCAAAAUGUCCUAUUACAAAGCCUUAUAUAGGCACACAAAAUGACCAUUCGGUUUUGGAAUCUAAUUGGUCACACUAGACAUAAAUCUGUUCACACACAACAUUAAAUUAGGUGCACG
Gossypium raimondii (Peruvian cotton) is the source of this 1177-nucleotide messenger RNA. RefSeq lists its product as uncharacterized. The coding region runs from base 265 to 810 and encodes 181 amino acids. The record is from RefSeq and is a predicted model, not a curated record. NCBI's taxonomy places the organism in Eukaryota, Viridiplantae, Streptophyta, Magnoliopsida, Malvales, Malvaceae. The transcript is spliced from 4 exons.